Brachypodium distachyon (stiff brome) is the source of this 2216-nucleotide messenger RNA. RefSeq names its product protein WRKY1. The transcript has 3 exons. Bases 661 to 1695 code for a protein of 344 amino acids. Gene Ontology annotation, biological process: regulation of DNA-templated transcription. The record is from RefSeq and is a predicted model, not a curated record. Lineage: Eukaryota; Viridiplantae; Streptophyta; Magnoliopsida; Poales; Poaceae. Gene Ontology annotation, molecular function: sequence-specific DNA binding; DNA-binding transcription factor activity.
AGAAACGGGAAUUAUUUCUUCUUCCCCUGCUUCCCUUCCGUCGCCUGGUCUUCGUUCCAUCUUCUUCCUCUUUCACACCUUCCUUCCACUAAGUCUCCGGUGGGCGACGACCGUUGCCUCCGAGCUCGCAGUCGCAAGUCUAGAUUCACAGGCCGUCAUACGUGGAUCCUCCCUGACGGUGAGUUUCGCUAGCUCUCUCGCGGCGUUUCUGCGUGCGGGUGUGGCACCGAUUGGUGCUUGCUUCGGCGAGUUCUUGCUGGGGGGAAUCUUGUGGGGUUGUUGCCCUGUUUGAUGCGAUUGCACGCAAGAAACUGCCCACCGUGGUCGCUUCUUGGUGCCGCGAAUUCCUCCCCCGCGGUCGUCGACGUCCGGCUUGGUUCUCACUCCUGCCGCUUCUGGGAAUUCUUGUGGAGAGGGCGAUCUGGUCCGAGAACGAUUUAUUGGUUCCUGAGCCUGAGGCUGCUCUGAUGUCUGCUGCGUGGCUUUGCGAGUAAAUAGCUGCCGUGGUGAGCUUUUCUGAGAUCUGAGUAAUUUUCCCUCUCACUUUCUGAUGUUCAGAUCUGCUGUGGUAGCCAAGGAGGUGAGUUGCUUGUGAGGAAUUCACGACAGGAUCGUUUCUCUAUCUGUUUCUGUUAUUUUGGCCAUUUGGUGUGGUGAGUAAUGGAGGAAGUGGAGGAGGCGAACAGGGUAGCCGUGGAGAGCUGCCACAGAGUGCUAGCCUUGCUCUCCCAGAGCCAAGACCCGGCGCAGCUCAGGAGCAUAGCUCAGGGGACGGAUGAAGCCUGUGCAAGGUUUAGGAAGGUGGCUAAACUCCUCAGCAACGAAGGAGGAGGAUCACCAGCUGCCGGAGGAACCCAUCCUAGAGCUAAGGUUGUCAGCAGGAGACAGACUCCAGGCUUCUUGAGCCAGAAGGGCUUCUUGGAUGGUAACACCCCGGUGGUGGUGCUGAAUAGUGCCCAUCCUUCGACUAGCUCUGCACAGGUAUAUCCUAGAAACAAAACUCUGGAUUCACAGAGCACGCAUCAAAUUGGAGGACCUCCCAAGCUGGUCCAGCCAUUGUCUGCACAUUUCCAGUUUGGCAAUGUAUCACGGUAUCAGUUCCAGCAUCAGCACCAACAGCAGAAAAUGCAGGCUGAGAUGUUCAAGAGAAGCAAUAGUGGGAUUAACUUGAAGUUUGACAGCCCCAGUGGCACGGGGACAAUGUCGUCUGCAAGAUCCUUCAUGUCAUCUUUGAGCAUGGAUGGUAGUGUGGCCAGCCUGGAUGCAAAGUCCUCAUCAUUCCAUUUGAUUGGUGGGCCUGCGAUGAGUGACCCCGUCAAUGCGCAGCAGGCACCAAGGAGGCGAUGCUCAGGACGUGGGGAGGAUGGGAAUGGCAAGUGCACUGCAACUGGCAGAUGCCACUGCUCAAAGAGGAGGAAAUUGCGGGUGAAGAGGACGAUUAAAGUUCCCGCAAUUAGUAAUAAAAUUGCUGAUAUACCUCCAGAUGAAUACUCAUGGAGGAAGUAUGGGCAGAAGCCAAUCAAGGGUUCCCCGCAUCCCAGGGGCUACUACAAAUGCAGCAGUGUGAGGGGCUGCCCAGCGAGGAAGCAUGUUGAGCGGUGCGUGGAUGAUCCGUCGAUGCUCAUUGUUACGUACGAGGGUGAACACAACCAUACACGAAUGCCAACUCAGUCUGCUCAGUCUGCGCAGGCUUAGAUAGUCUUCAGGAAAGACAAGUCGCCAGCUCUUGUUGAUGGAAGAGUGGGCUUUUCUCCUAAAUUAGGAUUGCAAAGUGACAAAUAUGGGAUCCAUUUGAGCAGUUGAUGUGCUGACUUGCCUUCUGACCUGCAUGUUUUGUGGUGAGUGUGUGAAGUGAGAGGAUGCAAAAAUGUUCUUCUCCCUUAAAGGAGGUAUCAAAAUGAUGACAGGGUGGAACAGGAUGUUAGAUAGGACAGCUGAGAUUUUUCGCUCAGGAGGGAGUGCGAAGAGUUUGAAGGUUAAGAUAGAAAUUGGGGGGGAUGGCAGUUGUGUAAGAUUGGAAAAUGAGGAAGUUAUCAGAACAAAUCUUCUCGAUUCACUCGGCUCUCCCUCCUUUUGUACCAAGUGCACACAAGCUAGUUUUGAAUAAAAACAGGGGAAAAAAAAGAAAAUCCGGUUAGGUAUUCUUGUAGCGUCACAAGAUCACUGUUUAGUCUCGCUUUCCUUCCGAUCCUUUGGCUAAGCAUGUCUUUUGCUCA